UUCCCUGCCAGGGGCUAAAUCUGGGAUCUGGCUGUUGUGUGCGUGCUGGCCCUGCCACUCGACCUCCAGCACCUGGCAGGAAGGCCCCUUUCUUUCCUGACCAGCAGGGACCGGCCGCCAUGUCCCACCGAAAGUUCUCUGCCCCUCGGCAUGGACAUCUGGGUUUCCUGCCCCACAAGAGGAGCCACCGGCACCGGGGCAAGGUGAAGACAUGGCCUCGGGAUGACCCCAGCCGGCCUGUGCACCUCACAGCUUUCCUGGGUUACAAGGCCGGCAUGACACACACUCUGCGAGAGGUGCACCGGCCAGGGCUCAAAAUUUCCAAGCGGGAGGAGGUGGAGGCCGUGACGAUUGUGGAGACACCACCUCUGGUGGUGGUGGGUGUCGUUGGCUACGUGGCCACCCCUCGAGGCCUUCGGAGCUUCAAGACCAUCUUUGCAGAGCACCUCAGCGAUGAGUGCCGCCGGCGCUUCUACAAGGACUGGCAGAGGCACAGCUCAGCCCUGGCCCCCCAUGGGCCCUGGAGUCAGAGCAGGCUGUGUGACCGCAGGCACAAGAGCAAGAAGAAAGCCUUUACCAAGGCCUGUAAGAGGUGGCGCGAUGCCGAUGGCAAAAAGCAGCUUCAGAAAGACUUUGCCGCCAUGAAGAAGUACUGCAAGGUCAUUCGGGUCAUCGUCCACACCCAGAUGAAGUUGCUGCCCUUCCGGCAGAAGAAGGCCCACAUCAUGGAGAUCCAGCUGAACGGUGGCACAGUGGCUGAGAAGGUGGCCUGGGCCCAGGCACGGCUGGAGAAGCAGGUGCCGGUGCACAGCGUGUUCAGUCAGAGUGAGGUCAUUGAUGUCAUUGCUGUCACCAAGGGCCGUGGCAUCAAAGGGGUCACGAGCCGCUGGCACACCAAGAAGCUGCCUCGGAAGACCCACAAGGGGCUUCGAAAGGUGGCCUGCAUUGGCGCCUGGCACCCUGCACGAGUGGGCUGCUCCAUUGCCCGGGCCGGGCAGAAAGGCUACCACCACCGCACGGAGCUCAAUAAGAAGAUCUACCGCAUUGGCCGGGGUCUGCACAUGGAGGAUGGGAAGCUGGUUAAGAAUAACGCGUCCACCAGCUACGACAUGACUGACAAGACCAUCACACCGCUGGGUGGCUUCCCUCACUAUGGAGAAGUCAACAACGACUUUGUCAUGCUGAAGGGUUGCAUCGCGGGAACCAAGAAGCGGGUCAUCACACUGAGGAAGUCCCUCCUGGUGCACCACAGCCGCCGGGACCUGGAGAACAUUGAACUCAAGUUCAUCGACACCACCUCCAAGUUUGGACAUGGCCGCUUCCAGACAGCCCAAGAGAAGAGGGCCUUCAUGGGUCCCCAGAAAAAGCACCUUGAGAAAGAAAAGCCGGAGACCUCGGGAGACUUGUAGGCGGUUUGGGAUGGAAGGAACCUAAAAGAAGCGCGUGCGACCCCUGCCUGUCCCCUUUGUCUAAUAAAGGCUGGAGGCAACUCUU
Molecule: messenger RNA, 1494 nt
Organism: Phyllostomus hastatus (greater spear-nosed bat)
Lineage: Eukaryota; Metazoa; Chordata; Mammalia; Chiroptera; Phyllostomidae
Gene: RPL3L
Product: ribosomal protein L3 like
Exons: 11
Coding region: 120-1409 (429 amino acids)
Biological process (GO): ribosomal large subunit assembly; translation
Cellular component (GO): ribosome; cytosolic large ribosomal subunit
Molecular function (GO): RNA binding; structural constituent of ribosome
Source: RefSeq, a predicted model, not a curated record